Aspergillus homomorphus CBS 101889 is the source of this 2651-nucleotide messenger RNA. RefSeq names its product mitochondrial intermediate peptidase. Bases 184 to 2574 code for a protein of 796 amino acids. The transcript has a single exon. Gene Ontology annotation, cellular component: mitochondrion. The record is from RefSeq and is a predicted model, not a curated record. Gene Ontology annotation, biological process: peptide metabolic process. Lineage: Eukaryota; Fungi; Ascomycota; Eurotiomycetes; Eurotiales; Aspergillaceae. Gene Ontology annotation, molecular function: metalloendopeptidase activity.
UUUCUUGAUUCUCUUGCUCUCUCCACAUCUCUUAUCUUAACCACCUCCCUCCUCUCUCCCCUACUACUAUCUCACAUAAAUUUCCUUACUUCUGGCUCAUUCCCAUGGUCUAAGCAGAUUUCCUCCCAAAUGACGGACGUCCGUCUACGAAUCACCCACUCGCCCUGAUCCCGAUCAUCCAUCAUGGGAUCGCCUCACAUGCUCAUGUCGCUUCGGCGACGUCCGUGGACCUGUCGCACCUGUUUGUUGCAGGCUCGACGAUCGCUGGAAACAGCUGCAGCCACUGCACACCGUCCGGCUACAGACUUCGCAUCCACCAACAAUCACCAGAAGAAAACGGAGGAUGAGACCCUCCGACGCAUGUUCGACUCGCAGCCGUUCUGGCGGGAAUUCUCCCAGAAUAGCGCUGCCCAGCUGAAGCCUACCGGCUUGGUCCAGAACCAAUACCUGACUAGUCCAGAUGGCUUCCGCGUCUUUGCCACAUCCACCCUACAGAAAUGCCAGGCGAUCGUCGCCAAAGUGCUCGCGGCGUCGACAUUGGAGGAAUACCGAACGAUGACCCGUGAUCUCGACCGACUGAGCGACCUGCUGUGUCGGGUGAUCGACCUGUCGGACUUUAUCCGGGUCAUUCACCCGGACCCGCGGGUGCAGGAGGCGGCCACGCAGGCGUAUGCGUUGAUGUUCGAGUACAUGAACGUUUUGAACACGACCACGGGUCUGAACGAUCAGCUGAAGAAGGCGGCCGCCAACCCGGAGGUGACGGCGCACUGGACGGAUGAGGAGAAAAUUGUGGCGCAGAUCCUCAUCAAGGAUUUCUCUAACUCCGCCAUCCAUAUGCCCCCAGACGUGCGACAACGGUUCGUCAACCUGUCGACGGAGGUCAGCCAGCUGGGGUCGACCUUUGUUAAUGGGGCCGAGCCGGCCAAGGCCCAUGUGACUCUUAACGCCAACAGCCUACGGGGGUUGGACCCGAUGCUGAUACAGAAGAUUAAGCGAUGGAAUCGGACCGCCUCGGUCCCGACAAUGGGCCUCAUCCCGCGGUUGGCGCUGCGGUCGGUCCAUGACGAGGACGCCCGACGGCAGAUCUACUUGGCCACGCGGACGUCGAAUCCGCGCCAGAUUCAGCUUCUGGAGCAGCUGCUCACGAAACGAGCUGAGCUCGCGCAGCUGUCUGGAUUCCACAGUUUCGCACAUAUGACCCUUCACGACAAAAUGGCUAAGAGCCCCGAAGCGGUGUCUAAUUUCCUGACGUCUUUGGUGGGCAGCAACCGGGCGCUUGUCAAAGAAGAGCUCGCGGAAUUGCAACGUAUGAAAGGCCCUGCGGGCCCACUGCAACCAUGGGAUCACGCCUAUUAUGUCAACGGGCGGAUUCAGCAAUAUUCCAUGGCGCGUCGGUCGCGGGAGCUGGAUGCAGUGCCCGAAUUCUUUUCGCUGGGAACGGUCAUGCAGGGCCUGUCUCGUCUGUUCGAGCGACUGUACGGGGUGCGACUAGUGCCUCGGGAAACCGCCCCCGGUGAGACGUGGAUGUCGGACGUGCGGCGGUUGGAUGUGGUGGACGAGUCAGGCCGACACCUUGCGGUUGUUUACUGCGACUUAUUUUCGCGACCCAACAAACACCCGAACCCGGCCCAUUUCACGCUGCGGUGUGCGCGGGAGAUCUCUGCCGAAGAGGUGGCGGAGUGCGCCACGGUGCUGGACUCGUCGGCGCAUCCCAACGACGGCAUGGCGACUUCGAUUGACUCAGAGAGCAAGACGCUCCGGCAGCUUCCCACGAUCGCUCUGGUGUGCGACUUUCCCGAGCCCCCCGAGACGGGAGCGGGACGCCCGACUCUGCUGACUGAGCACUGUGUGCGGACGCUGUUCCACGAAAUGGGCCAUGCGUUGCACUCGAUUCUCGGGCAGACGCGGUUGCAAUCCAUCUCGGGAACGCGAUGCGCGACCGAUUUCGCCGAGUUGCCUUCGGUGCUCAUGGAACAUUUUGCGGUGGCACCGGAGGUGCUGGCACUGUACGCCCGGCACUGGGAGACGGAUGUCCCGCUUUCCGAGAGCACGAUGCAGCGCAUGGAAAAGGACCGAACCGCGCACGGCUCCGUGUACGGGGCCGUCGAGGACGAAGCGCAGAUCCUCAUGGCACUAGUGGACCAGACUUACCACACGCUGCCCGCGGAUCGGCCGAUCGACAGCACGGCGCUCUACCAUCAAGUCUCGACGACGCACUCCAGCCUGCCUGAUCCCACGGACUCGCGGCCGCCCACUUCGUGGCAGGGCUUCUUCGGCCACUUGUAUGGCUACGGAGCGACCUACUACAGCUACAUCUUCGAUCGGGCGAUCGCCAACAAGAUCUGGGAGGAUGUGUUCCGCGGGGGUCAAGCGGCGCUGGACCGAGAGGCGGGCGAACGGUACAAGAAGGAGGUGUUGCGCUGGGGAGGAGGACGCGAUGGGUGGGAGUGCGUGGCUGGAGUCUUGGGCAGCCAGAAUGCGGCCAAUGCAAAUGGCCGGUUGGUGGAGGGCGGCGAUGAGGCCAUGCGCGAAGUUGGCCGAUGGGGGCUGGGAAGAGAUGGAGUGUCGGGGUGAUGUAUAUGUCUCUCUCUCUCUCUAUAUAUAUACCUAUACCUGUAUACUACGACGUUGAACGGAGAUUGCAUAAAGAC